This is a messenger RNA of Paramuricea clavata, 1585 nucleotides long. The record is from the annotation of a GenBank genome assembly. NCBI's taxonomy places the organism in Eukaryota, Metazoa, Cnidaria, Anthozoa, Malacalcyonacea, Plexauridae.
UGUAGAAAUAAAGAAUGGACAAAUCCCGAACUAAUGAACAUUUAAAUAAUUAGCAAUUUUUGUAUAUAAAAUUAAAACCAUGCAUGUAUAAGUGAUUCAAGUAGUCAAUUGUAGGUUACCUCAAGAAGUGAGAUUUACAAUUGUAUAUAUCUAUAUAAAUGUUCUAUUAAUAAAGUUUUCAACAUUCUUCUUCUUCUUCUCUCCUUCUUCUCCUUCUUCUUCUUCUUCUUCUUCUUCUUCUUCUUCUUCUUCUUCUUAUUUAUUGUUGUAAAAACAAGAUUAAUGAUCGUAAUUCAAAUGUUUAUUCUACCAUUCUGCAUCACAUGGAAUAAAUGCGAAGCCCGUCAUCACUCCACCAACUACAGCCGCUGUUAAAAAGUCGGGAACAAAGUGUUGUUGCGGAAAGGUUUGUAAAGGAGCUCGAGGUUUAAAAAUGCAUCAACGUAGUUGUCGGGUCAUCAUGGGACUAAAUAAAGAGCUAUUAGAAAAUGUUUUUGAACAGGAUGAAAGCAACAACAACUGUGCUGGAGACCUAGAUGAUAUUGACAUCACCUCAGUCUACAAUACCAAUCAGGAGGAAGAAUAUCCUGAGUUAAAAAAGGGUAUAAAUCUUCCUAAAACCAAUUCAGAAUGGUUAACGACUAACGAACAUUUCAAGUUUUCACUAAUGUCUGAUCCACCAAUCACAAGUGACGAUUUAAAUACAUUAAUUAAACUACUAAAUGACACCAUUUACACCUACUUUGCUGGAAACUUCGGGUUUUUGGAACGUCUGCCGGAUAAAUUACUCAAUGAUAAAUACAAGAAUCACAGCGUAAAGGACUUGAAGAAAGCAUUGAAACUACUUAAAUUAUCCAACUCUGAUCUGGCCGAAAUUAAAUAUGCCUCUCGUCUCGUACGAAAUAAGCUCAAAUCUAACACAAGUAAUGAUAAUAUGAUAAUAUGAGUCGUUUAACCGCGAUGAAUAUAUUGAACGUAAUUUCUGGGGAUAUGUCAAGAAAGUCAUAAACUGCAGCGUAUCGAUUCUCCCUGCCUUCCAUAUGGACGACUGUUUAAAGUACUUUAGGACAGUCUUGACUCCGGUCAAUCCAAACAAAAUAUUUCAAAUUCCAAGUUGGAUUCCAAUGCUACACGAUCCCAUUAUUGAAAUUGCAUGACCUUGAACCUCCAACUUACCGACAAAUAACAAAUAUUAUUCGUAAAAUGAAAACAUCUGGCUCGCCUUGUCCUCUAGAUCAAAUCUCCAUUAUAAGUUUUAAGCGUUGCCCAUACCUCCGAACAUAUUUAACCGAACUAAUUCAAGCAGUCUGGCUUUCUGGUUCAAGCUUGUACUAUAUUAAUCCACAAGAAAAAUGAUGCCAAUCUCCCGGAGAACUUCCGUCAAAUUUAACUCUUCAAUCCGUACCACUGAAAGUAUUCACUUCAAGUCUCCGUAAUGCAAUGUUCUCUUACCUACUCGCCAAUAACUUUAUCGAGCACGAAAUUUAAAAGGGCUUCACCCCUCAUAUAUCGGGGACAUUAGAACAUACAACACAAAUGGCUUAUAUAAUCAAUCAAGCACGAAUAAGACAGCGAUCUCUCGUCA